GGCCGUUUUAUGUCUUUGAAUAGCCGACUAUUAUUUCCAUAUAUUUUUCACUUAGCGAGCUAUUUUCAAACCCACCUUUAUAUUUGUUCAUUUCAUACUUCAUUUCACUUGCAAACAUAAAUUAUUAUAUUAAUACUGACACAUACCAGGCGAUAUCUUGUUUUAAUCCACACAAUAACUGUGCACUGAAUAAAGAUACAUUCAUGCAUAGAGCAAUUCUUGGCAGAAUGGGAAGGACCGGUCAGAACAUUCGGGCCAGCCCUUCGAGCAACAGUCAGCAAGCAUCAUCGUCUCGCACACAUCCAUACGCACUCCAUCAAAAUCAACAGCGCGACAGCAGAGUUGCCAGCUUACAUCCAUCUUUAAAUAUGCAGCAGACACCCAUUAGUAACGCAGCUUCAUUGUUUUUAGCAGCCUUAACAUCGACAGCACCGUCGUCAACAUCGGUGCCCACAUACUCUCUGCCUGCAGAGUCAAUAACACCAGCACCAGUUCCCGAAACCACGUCACAGACAUUAAAUAGCGACAUCAAUAGCGAGAGCUCGCAUUACAUGAGUGACGACUGGUCGCCAUUCAACAUGCCGGCAGUAAAGCAGUGUGUUUCCAGCGGGAUUCAACAGCAGCAGGAGCCUUUGCUGGGCCAGAUGGCGAGCACGCCCAUUUACACACCAAUGUACACACCCCCAUACCCCAUGAGUUGUGACCCACAGGAUGCCUUCGAAGGCUCAGAGCUGUUUACCAAAAAGACAUAUGCAGGAUACAGGUUUCCAUACGAGGACGUUACUGUACGCAUAAUGGAUAUUGACUCGGGCGAAUUCCUGAAGCAUUUCCUCAUCGGUGAAUAUCCUCAUGUACAAAAUUCUAAAUAUAUUUUGCAUUUUUAAUUUAAACUUUUCAAAUUACAUUUUCC
Messenger RNA from Kickxella alabastrina, 910 nucleotides. RefSeq lists its product as uncharacterized. The annotation marks the transcript as partial. The transcript has a single exon. NCBI's taxonomy places the organism in Eukaryota, Fungi, Kickxellomycota, Kickxellomycetes, Kickxellales, Kickxellaceae. The record is from RefSeq and is a predicted model, not a curated record.